AUGAAGGUAUACUUUGAGUACCCUAUUGUUGUGACUCUGCGAGUAGAACAACAAGAAAGAGUGCAUUUUCCUGCUGUUACAAUUUGUAACAUGAACCGAAUGAAAGCGAUUCACGCAGAGUGCGUUCAAGAUCCUUCGAAGUGCCCAGAUUACGUGAAAGAGGAAGGUUUAGGUGAUUCCGUCCGCGGAAUUGCCGGACUACCCCCUCUCGUGCUACCUGAGAGAAGAGGCUUCCAUUUACGAAAUAACAACGAAUCAAAAGUACAUCUUGAGUUUCUUGAAAAAUACUAUAAAUUAAGCUCAUUUAAUAGAGAGAACACGGGGUAUCAGCUUCAAGAAAUAGUAAAAAGCUGUUCUUUCAAUUUCAAGCCUUGUGAAUUCAGACAUAAUUUAAAUAUGCGCUAUGGCAAUUGUUUUACUUUCAACCAAUUAAAUGGCGAUUUUCAAAACGUUCUAAUAGAAACGUCCGUCGGGCCAAGCAACGGUUUGGAAAUGAGUUUGAGUAUCGAGCCUGACCAAUAUCUUUCCAUAUCCCAUACAACUGGCAUUAGAAUUGUAGUACACGAUCCUUCCGACGAACCCAAUCCUGAAGAUAAAGGAAUCACCAUAGCACCUGGUUUUGAAACUCACGUUGCUUUGAAGCAGACGGUCAUGCGAAGACUGCCAGCCCCGUAUAAAGAUGAAUGCGUUUUCUAUGGAGACGAAACAAGAUCUCUAAUGAAAAGUCGGACACUAUGUGUACAAGCUUGUAUUCAAGAAUACAACUUCGCCAAAUGUGGUUGCAUAGAACCUACUUUCUGGACAAUGUCACCGUACAAACAUUGCAAUACAACAAAUUCUGCAGAGAUGAAUUGCCUGGAUAGUUUGGUAAAAGAUCUCGCCACCCAUGGUGCUGAUUGCCAGUGUCCGCCGCCAUGCCUUUCCAAGCAUUACAAUGAACAAAUAACGAAAGCUCUUUGGCCUUCGAGUGCAUCCUUCCUGGAGAAAAAUAUUAGCAACAUUUCUGAAGCGUCCCUUGAGUUGUAUAGAAAAUAUCAUGCCAGAGUUCGCAUAUUCUUUUCAACCCUAGAGAGAUCUGUCUAUGAACAAACGGGAAUGUUUCACGACUCUGAAAUGCUUAGCAAUUUAGGUGGCGAAUUCGCACUUUGGCUCGGACUCUCUUUGUUUGUUUUGUGUGAACUCAUGGAGGCAUUCUUCUUUCUCGUGAAUUAUUUGAUGUGUGACGUGAAAGAGCGUAUUGAUUUACUCAGUUUGAACAUGUAA
Argiope bruennichi is the source of this 1263-nucleotide messenger RNA. RefSeq names its product degenerin mec-10-like. The transcript has a single exon. NCBI's taxonomy places the organism in Eukaryota, Metazoa, Arthropoda, Arachnida, Araneae, Araneidae. The coding region runs from base 1 to 1263 and encodes 420 amino acids. Gene Ontology annotation, cellular component: membrane. The record is from RefSeq and is a predicted model, not a curated record. Gene Ontology annotation, biological process: sodium ion transmembrane transport. Gene Ontology annotation, molecular function: ligand-gated sodium channel activity.